Molecule: messenger RNA, 3269 nt
Organism: Aspergillus campestris IBT 28561
Lineage: Eukaryota; Fungi; Ascomycota; Eurotiomycetes; Eurotiales; Aspergillaceae
Product: putative integral plasma membrane protein
Exons: 8
Coding region: 166-3012 (948 amino acids)
Biological process (GO): fungal-type cell wall organization; GPI anchor biosynthetic process
Cellular component (GO): endoplasmic reticulum
Source: RefSeq, a predicted model, not a curated record
GUUUCUGUUACUUGCCGCAAUUCCAUUUACUCUCUCUUUCUCUUUCUUUUAUUUGUUCUUCUUGACUUUCGUUCGUCUGUCUUUUCUUUUCCUUUUUUCUCCUGUUCUAGUUUUGUUUGGAUUUGCCUCAUCGACGGCAGAUCGACCUGCGUCUCCGGCGCUGCCAUGGCACCCAGGAUCAAAGAUGGGGAUGCUGUCGUAGCGAUCAACGGAAAAUGGAUCACCUGGACGCAUACGGUGUUUGCCUACCUGGCCUUUUUCAGCGCCUUGAUAGUGGGAAUGUCGCUGCACUUCAGGAAGAUCGUCCAGAACGAACACUACGGCUACCCCGAUGAAUGGUUCCCGUCCGUCUCCGCCACCAUUGGCGACAGAUAUCCCGAACGAUCCUUCUUCCAGGUCUUCAUCGCCAUUACCUCCGGUCCCCGUUUCGCCCUCGUGUUCCUCUGGUAUAUCCUGACCUCGCGUCCCAAGUCGACCCUGCCGAAGGUGGUCGCGGGUGUCGGUUUGUUCCGGACGUUUACCUGCGGAGGUUGGACCUACGUGACUUCAACCGAUGACCAUGACUGGCAUGAUAUCUUCAUGAUCUCCUAUCUGGUUGCGACGCUGCCGUGGACUCUGGGCUGCCUUGCCUUGAGCCAGAACCGCCGCGCGGCCAAGUACCGCAAGGUCAUGGCCAGUUUGUUCUUCGGAACCCUGGUGCCGUUGAUUUACUUCUUUAUUCAGCACAAGGUUCAUAAGGUUGCCGGAGCCUACACGAGAUACGCAUUCUUCGAAUGGUCCCUCAUUCUGUUCGACGUUGGCUUUGAUGCAGUCACUGCGCUUGACUUUGAGGCGUUUGAGAUCGUGGUCAGGGACGUGAAAGGGGUCAGCAGAGGGCAGUUGAAAACUACUGCGGACUCCGUCCUUGAAAAAGAGAAGGGCAAGCCUGUGGGCAACACCUUCGGUCAGGGUUUCUCCUGGGGCGAAGUCGCCGACGCCGCCGCUGAUGUUUAUAACGGGUUCGUUUUCUGGAGCAUGUGCACGGCACUGCCUGUCCUUGUCUGGUACUUCCCCCUGUGGCACAUGGGUAUCUCCGGAUAUGAAGUGGCCAUUGUUGCCUAUGCGGCCCCCCUCUUCCUGGCAAUCCCGGCCUUGAGGUCCGCUGUCAUCCGGAGUCCUCGUGUCUUCCAGUUCCUCGCCGUCUCUGGACUUUUCGCCUACAAGACCCAGGAUCCCGCCAACCGAUUGUUCCUGACUAUCUUCUCCCUCUCGUGCACGCUGAUCACGUGGGCUGCUACUUUGUACGCCGAGAGAGCCAACAGCGCGCGGUUGGAGACCCGGAUCUUCGGGUGGGGUCUUGGAUUGAUCAUGUCAACCGUCUCCAAGUUCGCAUUCCGAACUAACAACCCGGUGUGGCCUAUCAUGCAUGCCGAAAAUGGUGGCUGGAACAAGGUUGGCAUUGCACUGGCCAUCUUGGCUGCUCUCCGAUCUUACCGACAGCCUUCCGUCAGCGGAGGGGACUACUUCCCGUCCAGCGGCAAGAAAGGAUCUGGGGCGUUGGCCGGUCUGGGUGUCGGCGGCCUUUUCUUUACGAUGCUCUCUCUCCUGACCGAAUCCAGCACCAUGAUCGCUUGGGUCUGGGACGGCUUCCCCGUGCGUGGCCCUAUUGCCGCCCCUCACGGCGCACUGGUCAUCUUUGUCAUGGGUGCCGGACUUGUGUUCGGUCUCUAUUAUCCCCGUGUCGCGGGAAGCUGGACCGCGUUUGGGAUCGGCUCGCUGGGUGCAGCUUUCCUCACCUGCUAUAGUCACUGGGCCGGAUUCUACGGUGCUCUUACUCUCGGUUUCUACACCAUGGCAGUGACGCCAGUCCUGCUCGGAUCGGCUGUCCGUCAUCCUCCUGCCACCUCCUUCGGCAUUGGCGGCGUCUUCAUGAUCUUCAUGAUUCUGUUCCACGUGUGGGUUGUCGCUUACGCCUUCGUUCCGGGUGGACCCCUAGUCAGGGAGCGCACGGACUGGCUCAUGAUUACGAACAUGCUGAGCAUCGGCGCCGGUGUUUUCUCGGCCGCCGUCUCCAACUCGUCCGCCCCGAAGCACAAGCCCAUCAGCCCUAAUGGUCGCAAGCAGCGGUCGUACUACAUCUACAUCCUCGCCGUCCUGCAACUGAUUGCCGUCGCCGUGGCAUAUCUGCGUUUCCCGACCAACAACUACACGCCCUACCAUCCCGAGGACAAGGUCGCCACGAUGGGUAUCUGGACCGUCCAUUUCGGCCUGGACAACGACAUGUGGGCCUCGGAGCGCCGCAUGCGCGAUGUGAUCCAGGAGUUGGAGCUCGACGUCAUUGGCCUCCUCGAGUCCGAUAACCAGCGCAUCAUCAUGGGCAACCGUGAUGUCACGCAGACCCUGGCCGAGGACCUGGGCAUGUACGCCGACUACGGCCCAGGGCCGAACAAGCACACGUGGGGUUCAGCCCUGCUGUCCAAGUUCCCGAUCGUCAACUCCACUCACCACCUGCUCCCUUCGCCCGUGGGUGAACUCGCCCCGGCCAUCAGUGCCACUCUGGACAUGUACGGGGAGAUGGUCGACGUCGUUGUCUUCCACUCCGGCCAGGAAGAAGACCCCGAAGACCGCCGUCUCCAGACGGAGUAUCUUUCGAACCUGAUGGGCUCGUCUUCCCGCCCUAUGGUCCUGCUGAGUUACCUCGUCACCAAGCCGCUCGAAGGCAACUACAACACCUACGUCAGCGAUAUCAGCGGCAUGAAGGACAUCGAUCACACCGAUUGGGACCGCUGGUGCGAGUACAUUCUCUACAAGAACCUGAAGAGAACAGGCUACGCGCGUAUCAGCCGCGAUUCGAUCACGGACACCGAGAUCCAGGUCGGCAAAUUCGUCGUCGGACAGCCCGAAUCAGAGGAAGAGAUGAUGAUCCCGGAGGAAAUGGUCCCCGAGGGCCUUCGCUUCCCGCAACUGUUCCGGGGCCAGGGCGUUCGUGGCCACCGCUACCACGUCUUCGACGAGCCGAGAUACUGGCAAUGAGACAGGAAUACACUGAUGUCCCCCGUAUCUAUUGGCAAGUUUGGCCGCGCCUAGGUCUUUUUUUCUUUUUUGGUGACGCAUGCUCUAUGUUUUGUCUAAUUAUAUCCUAUCCUUUCCUUUUUGUUGCGGAGCAUUUUCUGCAUGGGUUUGCAUUCGUCGCUCGCUGCCCUUCUUAUGGUUGGUUGGGCUGCUCUUGAGUGGUUUCCGUGAUGAUCAUAUCUUGUGUAUUAAAUGUGCAAAUAAUUUCUGUUUUGAUC